AUGAAUACGAAUUCAGAUACAAUUCAACGAAUUUUCCUAACUUAUUUCUUCUUCUGUCUCUGCAGAAGUAAACACAAUCGUACCCAACAAGUUCGCAAUGUCGCUAUUCGAACAAUAUCUUAUCUUCUUGCAUCGGAUGGAAAUUUACUCGAUGGAAUUCGUGAUACAUUAGUUCGUUUUAUUCCUUAUUCAUCAGCGAUCACCGGUGUUCGAAGUAAAAUGUUACCAAUCUGGAAAAUUCUUCUACCAGCUGUUGGUUUAAUGACUGGAAGAUAUGUUUGUGAGAAGAUUUUGUAUAAAAUUAUUUUACCGACAUUGAAUGCAAUUCAAGAAGCUGAUCGAUAUCGAAAAAGAAAACAAAAGCGAAUUGCUCAAUUAUCGAUGGAUGAUGAUUAUGAAACCGAAGAAAAUGUUCUUCUCUUCGAAACAACCUAUGCAUCGUUGGUCGCUCGAAUAGCUGCAGGAUUCUUCGGACAAGUUUUAUUUUAUCCUGUUGAAACUAUUGUACAUCGUCUUCACGUUCAAGGUGUUCGUGCCAUUAUUGAUAAUACAGACACCGGUGUUGGAGUUGUGCCAAUCAACUCAUCGAUUUAUUACACUGACUUUUGGUCUUGUUUCAAAUCCAUCGAAGAAACAGAAGGAAGUUCUGGUUUAUACAAAGGAAUCGGUUGUGUUCUUCUCAAAUUUUCACUUUUGUAUGGUGGAAUGUUGUUGGCACAUGGUGUGGCAAAGAAAUUCGUUAUGGAUAAUAAACCUCCGUUGACUCCUGCUCCUAUCACAACUGCUCCACCACCUUGGCGACACGAACCAGCAACUACAAUGACUACUGAAAAUGGGCAAUGGUAA
Adineta ricciae is the source of this 846-nucleotide messenger RNA. The record is from the annotation of a GenBank genome assembly. Lineage: Eukaryota; Metazoa; Rotifera; Eurotatoria; Adinetida; Adinetidae.